Molecule: messenger RNA, 1367 nt
Organism: Aquila chrysaetos chrysaetos
Lineage: Eukaryota; Metazoa; Chordata; Aves; Accipitriformes; Accipitridae
Gene: PHOX2A
Product: paired like homeobox 2A
Exons: 3
Coding region: 63-905 (280 amino acids)
Biological process (GO): regulation of transcription by RNA polymerase II
Molecular function (GO): RNA polymerase II transcription regulatory region sequence-specific DNA binding; DNA-binding transcription factor activity, RNA polymerase II-specific
Source: RefSeq, a predicted model, not a curated record
CGGGCCGGGGGCCGGCGGGCAGGCGGCGGCGGUAACGGGCGGGCGGCAGCCGGGGCCGCUCCAUGUUCGCCAUGGACUACUCCUACCUCAACUCCUACGACUCCUGCGUGGCCGCCAUGGAGGCGUCCGCCUACGAGUUCAGCCCCUGCAGCCAGGCCGGCUCCUUCCAGUACAGCCCCAUGCGGGGGGGCUUCGGGACCGGGCCCGCCUGCCCCCCCCUCGCCUCCGCCAACUGCGCCCUCGGCGCGCUGCGCGACCACCAGCCCUCGCCCUACUCGGCAGUGCCCUACAAAUUCUUCUCGGACCCGUCGGGGAUCAACGAGAAGCGGAAGCAGCGGAGGAUCCGGACGACGUUCACCAGCUCCCAGCUGAAGGAGCUGGAGAGGGUCUUCGCCGAGACGCACUACCCCGACAUCUACACCCGCGAGGAGUUGGCCCUCAAAAUCGACCUCACCGAAGCCCGGGUGCAGGUCUGGUUCCAGAACCGCCGAGCCAAAUUCCGCAAGCAGGAGCGGGCGGCCAACGCCAAGGGUGCCGGUGCCACCGCCGGCACCGCCGGCAAGAAGUCAGAGCCGCGCUCUUCCUCAGAGGACGACGAGUCCAAGGAGUCCAACUGCAGCCCGACGCCGGACAGCACGGCAUCCCUGCCCGCCGCCGGCAGCCUCGGCAGCCCCGGCAGCAGCCUGAGCCCCAGCCCCGGUGCGGGGCCACCCAUGGGACCCGGCCAUCCCCCCCAGCCCCUCAAGGCGCCCAUCUGGCCCGGCGUGAGCACCAGCAGCGGCACCGCCAACGCCACCGACCUGCUGAAGGCCUGGCAGCCCGCCGAAGCCGUGCCGGGACCUUUCUCCGGCGUUCUCUCCUCCUUCCAUCGGAAGCCCAACGCCCUCAAGACAAACCUCUUCUGAUGUGCCGGUCACCGGAUCCGGCUGCCCCGAACCCCCCCCGGCCCCCCACCGCCGGCCCCUGCCCACCGCGCCGAUGCUCCCACCGUGGACCCAGCGAUGAUGCUCCGGCAAACGGCUGCCAGCGGGGAGAUGAACCGGGGACCCCCCCCCAGCCCUGCCCAGCUGCCGGCACCCAAGGCUGCUCCCCGAGGGGGCCACGGGACCCCCCACCCUCUCCCGGACCCUGUGCCGACAGGACGGACCGGGAGCUGGGGGCAGCCCCCGCCGAUGGCUCCCCACCGGCACCACCCACCCAUGGGUGCUGUGGGACCACGGGCGUGCAAAUGUGGGGGGGGGCAGCAGCCCCUGGCCCAGCCGGCAUGCCUGGGCAGAGCCAUCGCUCCAGCAUGCUUUUGGGGGCUCCCGGUGCACCCCAGGGGUGGGGGCAGCUAUGGGGCUCCCCACGGCACUGCGGGUGCUCUG